UCGCGCGAGCUUUUUUGCUUUACAGAACUCUAGUCUCACGUGCUUCGAUUUGCAUACACACUGAUUUGCCAAUAGAGUGUGCGUGUGAUAUUCGCGAAUAAUUUUUCUUUCUUCCUACCGGGUCUCUUCUGAAGAGGAAAAACAACCAAGACGCGUCGUGAUAGCGUGACGUGUGUGUUUGUGUUUGUGUUUGCAUUGACACAUUAUUUGAUUGCGUUGUUUUUGCGUCUCGGCAAAAGUGCGCUCUACUUGUUUGCGUGUGUAUUGUAUUGUAAUAAUAAAAUCGCAGAAUUAGUCCGUGCCAAGCAACCCUGCCAUAACAAGAUUUCCAAAAGUUCUCUAGUUUCUGGUGGUAAUUGAAGAAAAAUGUGUAUUCUAUUUAUCUACGUCAAUGCGGACGGAAAACCGGGCAAAUACAAGCUGAUAUUGGCUUCCAACCGAGACGAGUACUACAACCGACCAGCUAAAGUGGCCGGUUCUUGGGACGAAAGCCCACAUGUCAUAGGAGGUCGCGAUAUGGAACCGGGACGAGAAGGCGGCACCUGGCUGGCGAUCGGCGGUGGUGGCAGUGACGGUGUCAUUCGAGUCGGAGCGCUGCUGAACGUCACUGGCGAAAACAAGCAGAACGUCGUCACUGGCCGGGGGCACAUCGUGUCCAACUACGUUGCAGGAACUGCCUCCAGCGAGGACUACUCGAAACGGCUGCUGGCCAAUGACACCUACGGGGCGUUCAAUUUCGUCUCGGUCGAAUUGGGUGAGCAAGCUGCAAGCGUACUGCAUGCUAGCAAUGCACCGCACAAAAUCGAUCGCUGCGAUCUGGGGAAGGCCCUUGGGUUCGGUAACAGCACGUUGGAUGUACCGCUGGAGAAGGUGAAAAACGGCCGGAGCCGUUUUGCCGAUAUCAUUGACAAGCGGUCGGAUGGGAGCAGCGAAGAUUCGCUGGUGAAGGAACUACUGGAACUCCUUAAGAGCAAUGAAAAAUAUUUCCCGGAUCCGGAGCUGUCCCGUCGGGCACCCAACUACGCGGAGAAGCUUUCCAGUAUCAAUGUGUACUUCCCGGAAUCCGGCUACGGCAGCCGAACACGAACCAUCAUCUUGGUUGACCACAACAAUCGGAUGGAAUUCAUCGAAGAAACAAUGUCCUCGGCCGAUCCGGACGGUGGAUGGCAGCGGACGCACAUCGAACGACAAUUUUGAUAGACGAUCAAUGCGUUACGUCGAAAAUUAGUCUAGAUACUUUCGGAACAAUGAUCACGAAAACCUCACGGCUCACGGAUAAUAGAUUUUCAAUCUAACUGUUUUUAUUGUAUUUACAUUUCACUGUUUGCGUGUUACUAUACCUCAGUAAAGAUCUAUCGCACAUUUUCGGUUGAAUGCACUCAAUUUGAUAGGAAAUAUA
This is a messenger RNA of Sabethes cyaneus, 1399 nucleotides long. RefSeq names its product transport and Golgi organization protein 2 (gene Tango2). Lineage: Eukaryota; Metazoa; Arthropoda; Insecta; Diptera; Culicidae. The record is from RefSeq and is a predicted model, not a curated record. Gene Ontology annotation, biological process: protein secretion; Golgi organization. Gene Ontology annotation, cellular component: Golgi apparatus. The transcript has 4 exons. Bases 367 to 1197 code for a protein of 276 amino acids.